CAACACGCCGUCUGCACCAACAAACAUCCGGUUGCUGUCAGCAAACCCCGUCAGCUGAUCAUCAUCCACUGAGACUGAACAGUUGACUGAGGAGGACACCUGAGUGACAUCUGCAAACAUGACGACAGCAACAGCGUGUGAAUGUGUUCUAAACAGCACUCCCUGCUGGUCUCCAUGCUGGACUCCAUGCUGGACUCCAUGCUGGCCCCCUGCUGGACUCCCUGCUGGUCUCCCUGCUGGACUCCAUGCUGGCCCCCUGCUGGACUCCCUGCUGGAUUCCCUGCUGGUCUCCCUGCUGGCCCCCUGCUGGUCUCCCUGCUGGACUCCAUGCUGGAUUCCCUGCUGGACUCCCUGCUGGUCCCCUGCUGGCCCCCUGCUGGACUCCCUGCUGGACUCCCAUGCUGGACUCCAUGCUGGUCUCCCCUGCUGGCCCCCUGCUGGACUCCAUGCUGGAUUCCCUGCUGGACUCCAUGCUGGACUCCAUGCUGGACUCCCUGCUGGACUCCAUGCUGGACUCCAUGCUGGUCUCCCCUGCUGGCCCCCUGCUGGACUCCAUGCUGGAUUCCCUGCUGGACUCCCUGCUGGCCCCCUGCUGGACUCCAUGCUGGUCUUCCUGCUGGACUCCAUGCUGGACUCCAUGCUGGAUUCCCUGCUGGACUCCCUGCUGGACUCCCUGCUGGUCUCCCUGCUGGACUCCAUGCUGGACUCCAUGCUGGACUCCAUGCUGGAUUCCCUGCUGGUCUCCCUGCUGGACUCCAUGCUGGACUCCAUGCUGGACUCCAUGCUGGAUUCCCUGCUGGACUCCCUGCUGGACUCCCUGCUGGCCCCCUGCUGGACUCCAUGCUGGUCUUCCUGCUGGAUUCCAUGCUGGAUUCCCUGCUGGUCUCCCCUGCUGGAUUCCCUGCUGGACUCUGCAGACUGAUGAGUUACAGUUUAUCAUUGCUGUAGUGUCCUGACUUGACCACAGGGGGGCAGCACUGCCUCAGCAGGACCAGACAGACCUGGAGGAUCAUGGUAAAGAACUGUUGUUCCUCCUGUCACUUUUACCCAGUACAUUUACUCAAGUACUGUACUUUAUCUAGUCCAGUUUUAUUCCUCAUAAUCAAUAAUAUCAAUCAUAUAAUAUUGAUUAUAUUAUAGAUUAUGAUCAAUAAUGUAUAUGAUGAAAACAGUCAUGCGUACUGUUACUUUUGGUACUUGAUUACAAUUUCAUGCCAAUGAUUUGUAACAAUAUUUAUAUUUAUAGUUUUCAUCCCCCAGAUUAAUAAACCCAGUCUGAUGACCAGGAUCAGCUCUUCACCCGCACCAGAUCUUAGGUUAACUAACCUUGAACUUUAACUGAACCUCCAAUCAGAACAAGAGCAUUUAUUUAUGUCUCUCUGUGGACUCAGUGAGGCUCCGCCCCCUCCAGUCAGAGGUCAGAGGUCAGCAGCUGGAGGUGACUGAACCGUUUCCAUGACAACUGAGCAGCUAGGAAGAAGACAGCCCGCAGCGGAAGAGUGUAAAGAAUGAUGUCAUCACAUUGUGUGUGACUGCACUUUAAACUGGAGCAGCAAGGCAUUCUGGGACAUCAUUGUCUCCUCACUAUGAAGACUCUCAGAGGUUGUGUCCAAAACCCCCCCCCUCAUUCCUCCUGGUCCUGGUCAUUACACAGAGAGUCCAACAUGGUGGACUUCAUAAGGGGGCUCACUGACACUCUGGACCCUCAGGCGCCGUGAAUGACAUCACUGCUGUCGCAUAAUGCCAUCAUUUUUUCUCUCUGCACAAUGCAUGAUGGUAAAUAUUGCUUGGUUAGUGACCAUCGGUUGUACACUUCUUUUUGCAAUGCAUUGUGGGAUACUUUGAGUCACUAUAUAGAGUUUAAUAGUUUCCACUAGCUGUUAGGACAGCUCUACAAAAUAGCAUCGUCCCUCUGCAGUGAGGGGUCAAACAGCUCUCAACAUGGCCGACACAGACUCACACAGCCUGUGACAUCACCUCCUGUUAUCAUAACAACAUGUUGCUGCUUUGGGUGUGACGGUCAGUACACACUGUACAGACAGCUGUCGUAUUAUGGGAUGUGUCUGUCGCUCCACUUCCUGCGUGUGUCGCACUGUUUACUGUCCUCCAUUUUGUCUGAACUGUUGGAAAAUUCUUCUGCUGAGGUCAUCAACAGUGAUUUAUAAACACCCAGGAUGCACUGCUGCUUUAGACACACCUGUAUGUUUUAAAGGUAAAUAUCUUGAACACAGAUCUGGAUGUUGAGAUUCUGGAACUUGUGCUGUGAAGAUUUCUGUCAUUGAUUUGAUCUCAAACACAAACUGAGUGUUUCUAAUUCUGUCUUUAUUUUUCACUAACAAACCAACAUUCAGGAGUUAAACAGUGCAGACAGACAGACAGACAGACAGACAGGAGUUAAUGGGUUACUGGAUCAGCUCCUGACACAAGAUGGACAUUUAGAAGAACUGGUUGUCAUAGUAACAGUGAGAUCUUCAUACCAGAGUUACAAAGAUGAUGAUUUUCUUAAAACAUAAAGUUUCUCUAUGAGGUUCUGAACAGCACAAAUAAAAAUCAGUUGCCAGAAA
Molecule: messenger RNA, 2564 nt
Organism: Acanthopagrus latus (yellowfin seabream)
Lineage: Eukaryota; Metazoa; Chordata; Actinopteri; Spariformes; Sparidae
Exons: 2
Coding region: 119-922 (267 amino acids)
Source: RefSeq, a predicted model, not a curated record